Molecule: messenger RNA, 3541 nt
Organism: Misgurnus anguillicaudatus (oriental weatherfish)
Lineage: Eukaryota; Metazoa; Chordata; Actinopteri; Cypriniformes; Cobitidae
Gene: mapk14b
Product: mitogen-activated protein kinase 14b
Biological process (GO): protein phosphorylation
Molecular function (GO): ATP binding; MAP kinase activity
Source: RefSeq, a predicted model, not a curated record
UUCGUCACAGGAGAACCUGUAACAGGAAAAAAGAGAUCCGCGCACACAAGCAGAAAUCUCACGCUUUGCUCAGCGACUCCUGAAGGAUCAUAGUUUAAUCGUGAGCGCGAUCUCCAGCUACCGCGCAUAUGCAUUUAACUAAUGCUAUUCUUUGCACGGAGAUAGGAUUGUAAACCUGGAGGUUCUGCUUUUGUUUUCUUCGUUUUUUGUUCCUAUAAACGCACUGUGAUCACGAGCAAGCGAAGAAGUUUUCGCUCCUCUUCAGGAAUGUCCCAGAAGGAGAGACCCAUUUUCUACCGACAGGAGCUCAACAAGACUGUAUGGGAGGUACCGGAGAGGUACAAGGGCUUGUCACCCGUGGGUUCCGGAGCUUAUGGAACCGUAUGCUCGGCAAUUGACGUAAAGACGGGACUGAAGGUUGCGGUGAAGAAGCUGUCCCGGCCGUUUCAGUCCAUCAUCCACGCCAAGCGCACAUACAGAGAACUGCGGCUGCUGAAGCACAUGAAACACGAGAAUGUAAUUGGCCUUCUGGAUGUUUUCACGCCCACCAUCGGCCUAGAAGAAUUCAGUGAUGUGUACCUGGUGACUCACCUGAUGGGCGCAGACCUCAACAAUAUUGUCAAGUGUCAGAAGUUGACGGACGACCACGUGCAGUUCCUUAUUUACCAGAUCAUACGGGGAUUAAAGUACAUUCACUCAGCAGACAUCAUACACAGAGAUCUUAAACCCAGUAACUUGGCUGUUAAUGAAGACUGUGAACUUAAGAUUUUGGACUUUGGCCUGGCCCGGCUCACGGAUGACGAGAUGACGGGAUACGUGGCCACCCGGUGGUACCGUGCCCCGGAAAUCAUGCUCAACUGGAUGCACUACGACAUGACAGUGGACAUCUGGUCGGUGGGCUGCAUAAUGGCCGAGCUCCUCACAGGACGGACCCUGUUUCCCGGCACUGACCAUAUUGAUCAGUUGAAGCUGAUCUUGAUGCUCGUCGGGACCCCAGGGCCAGAGCUCUUGUCGAAAAUCUCUUCGGAGUCUGCAAGAAACUACAUCAACUCUCUACCGCAAAUGCCCAAGCGAAACUUCGCAGAUGUGUUUAUCGGUGCAAAUCCAUUAGCUGUCGACCUGCUGGAGAAAAUGCUGGUUCUGGAUACAGAUAAGCGGAUCACUGCGUCAGAAGCUCUCGCCCACCCAUACUUCGCCCAGUACCACGACCCAGAUGACGAGCCAGAGGCAGAACCCUACGACCAGAGCUUUGAGAGUCGCGAGCUAGAAAUUGACGAGUGGAAACGUCUCACGUAUGAGGAAGUGGUCAGCUUCGAGCCUCCCGUGUUUGAUGGAGAAGAGAUGGAGUAGUGAGGAAUCCCAUAAGCCAUCGACUCGCCAGACUUUCAUCCGUACAGGAAAUGACAUUUAAGUGCCUGCCAUCAUCAACUGCUGGCUUCCUUCGUUCUCCGAGACCGCUUAACAAUGCCUUCAUAAACACUCAAUGUCACAUGAGGGAAGGAAAAACACAUGCCAACUUCUCUGCUCGAAUUGCUAAAGGACACGGAAUGUAACUUUUGGGCUCCGUUUUCAUGCCCCACCCUUCUUUCUACUCCCAAAAUUAACAGCUUUCGUUGCCAGAGUGUAGUCGAACAAGAAACCAAAACUCAACCAGUCAGAUUACUAUCAGCUUUCGGGUAUAUUUAGUGGCGCAAAACAUUUACCUUGCUUAUAGCCUAUACAAUGCCGAAGGCCAGACAAACUGAGUACUGUCGUGAUACUAAGUUUUAGAUAUGUAAAUAAAAGGGCACAGCUGUAAAUAAACAUUGAUGUGCGAUUUAAAUUUUAUUUACGUUUUGCAGCAAAGCAUCGCAGAAUGUGACCUUUGUUAUAAAUCACAAAAAACGAACUAAACCGUAAAUCAAAUCGGAUACAGAGAAUGUUAUUACUAUUUAGAAUGUAAACAGAUGAGUAUGCGGAUACUCUCUGUCAUUGACAAUAGUAGAUGAUGGGAAUAAGAAAUAAAUACUGCUUAUAAAAUGCACUCAUGCUCGAAAUAUCUUGGAAAUUAUUAAAGGGAUAGUUCACCCAAAAAUUAAAAUUCUGUCAUAAUUUACUCACUUGAAUUUUUUUAUAUCGAUUCAUCUGAAAAACAAAACACUUACAGGUUUAGACCAACAUGAGAAAGAGAAAAUGACGACAGAAUAUUUAUUUUUGAAUGAACUGUCCCUUUAAGAGAAAAUCGUUUAAAUGGUGUUCAUCACAAUAUUUGACAUGGUUGAAUCUGGAAAAAAAAUAUGUUAGUCACACAUUUCACACCAAGAUCAAAAGAAAUUUUGACUGAGGUUCAAGAAUAUCUCACUAUCGUAAUGAAUAUGAAAAAACGAUCAUAUAAAUUAAAUAGUAUUUAUACAUCAUAGUUGUAUUUGUCCAUACAAAUACAGAAGUAAAUCUAUAUAUAAUGUGAACGAGAAUCGCAAACAGGAAAUUAGAACAGGAAAAACUUCUAGUGUAUUCUAGUAAGAAUUUGGUUGUCGUUGAAAACAAUGUCCAAUUUUUUUCCUUUGAUUUCGGUUUGAAAUGUGACUUGGAUAUGUUCUUGAGAUUCAACGUUGUAUCUGCCUGAUGCUCCUCCGAGUUAUUGGUCUGUUAUUAAAAUGCAGGCCGCUCCUCUAGCUAGACUAGAGUAUGGUUUCUCUUAUUAAUUUAUUAUUUAUAGAAAUUGAGAGAUGAGUUUAAAAUGGUGAACGUGUUUUUAACAGGAAGUAUAUCAGAAUAACUUUAUUGCAUUGUGGUGCACAUACACCAGUUCUCCAUUUUUAUGCUACACCUUAGAUCAGGCUGCUCAAACUAUCUUAAAUACCUUACAAACAAAUUUUCACUUUUUAAAUGAUCUUAAAAGCUUUGAUAAAAUCAACAGUAGCAAGACUGACAUGGUUUUUAAAAAUAUAAAACAAUUAUAUUUACAACAAAUUAUUUCACGGACCCCCUGGCUAAGCAAUGAGGACCACCCAGACCCCCUGCCUUAGAUCACAUGUUUAGCCUAAAAGUCCAUGUUUGUGAAAAAUGUAAAGAUCCUGAGCCAAUACUGCUGUUAUUGUGUUGAGCCUGAUGAUUUAACAUCCCAGUUUAAGAAAUUCCUGUCUCUUCGGGAAUGUGUUUGUGUGGCAAUCAGAGCCGAUAUCUAAGUUAUUGUAUCAGUUCAGUUGUUUAUGAUUGUUUUUAAAGUGUCUUCUUUUUCACUGUAUAUUAUUACUUAAUUUUAUUCAGCAAUAUUUUCUGCGUUGAGCAUGUAUUUGUAAUGUGAAAGGGGUGUUUCUGUUUGUAUGCACAUUUACAGGAAAAUCACAAAACGUGUCUGUCAUUGAAAAGAUAUCAUGGUGCAAAUCUGUUAAGUAUGGUUUAUAUUUAGUUUUGUUGCAUGGUAUGCAUUUCUCAUGGUUGAGGUCAUCAUACCUCUCAUUCAGGCAUAUAAUCGGUUUUCCUCAUUCACUCAUACGUUUAGUGGUCUGUGGAUGACCACUGCUAUACAGAAAUAAAGGCAAUUAUUUUUCACAACAUA